Mesorhabditis belari is the source of this 270-nucleotide messenger RNA. NCBI's taxonomy places the organism in Eukaryota, Metazoa, Nematoda, Chromadorea, Rhabditida, Rhabditidae. The record is from the annotation of a GenBank genome assembly.
AUGUAUCCGCCUCCUUAUCCAGCUCAAUCCGGCUUCAAUCCCGGCCCCCCCGGCUAUGCGGGUGGAGGAUCGUAUCCAGCGUAUGCAAAUCAAGGAUACGGUGGUGGUGGAUAUCCUCCACAGGGAUAUCCACAACAAGGAUACUAUCAACAACCACAACCACAAGUUGUAAUGGUCGAACGACAGAAUAACUCGAGCAGCUCAAAUUGUUGUUGUAUGGCUUUGUUAGCCUGUUGUGCGGGUUGUUGUUUAGCGGAAAUGUGCGAUGGU